Molecule: messenger RNA, 1800 nt
Organism: Trypanosoma conorhini
Lineage: Eukaryota; Euglenozoa; Kinetoplastea; Trypanosomatida; Trypanosomatidae
Exons: 1
Coding region: 1-1800 (599 amino acids)
Source: RefSeq, a predicted model, not a curated record
AUGAUGCGACGCGUCUUUGCGGGUCUUCGUUGCCUCGUGGCGCUGCCGUCUCUCGGCGAUCCGGCGGGGCGCUGCUCGGCGCGUGCCGUCGCCUCGUACCCGUCGCCCGGCUCCUCCCGCGGCGCCGCCAGGAGCGGCCGCAAGAAGUACAACUUUCUCAACAGCAAGCGCCUCGUGGAGACCGAAAAGGGGCUGCGCAGCCGCCGCGCGAUCCGUAUGCGUGACGACGUUUUUUUUCACCGCCGCGUUCGGUUCCGCGAGGCGAUUAACCAAUCCAUUGAGAAGGAGAUCCGCUACUUCCCCGAGAAUGUGAAGCAGUACGUGUUUUUCAAGAAUAAGGCGGAGAACUCCUCGGCGAACGGGUUCCACGGGAUGCGGAAGGCCCCUGGCUGCGUCCACCGCCGCAUCCUCCACCUCGUUGAGGAUGCCAUCUUGAAGCCCGAGCACCGCGGCCACCUGCUGGAGCUGAUCGAGGGCACAGGCACGCUGCCGCCGACGGCGGAGGAGUGGGCGCGCUACACGGACGAAACGGGGCGAAUUACAAUCAACGUGUACCACCACCACUUCGUAGAGCAAUACCUGCGUUCCUUCUGCACGGGGAAGAAGUGUCUCGAGUCCCACAGGCCAUUGCAGGCGUUUUUGAUGCUGAAUCGAAACAAUUUUGACGUCUGUCCUCCUCUGCGGACGUGGUCGCUGCGCCAGGGGCCUGUUCGCGACGAGGAACUCGUGGAACGUGGCACGCAAAUGGAGGUGCGUGACAUAAUAGCGGAGUUGACGGCGUUUCAGCGCUCCAACGUGAUGCAGGCGUAUGAGAAGCUAACACCGAAGGAGAAGGAGGCCUUGGUGGAGGAGGCGGAAAGCAAGCGCGAGGCGCUGCGCCACGAGUACGAGCGCGAGCGUCUCUUUGGGUCAAAGUUGAUGUGCGGUGUCACGGCGCUAAAGGAGGUGCGCUCCAUGACGAGUCCUGCGAUCACCUAUUACAACGAGGAGUACUACAAGUAUGUCAUUCGCUGCGGGGGCUCGGCUGAGGCGACGCUGCGGCGCUCAAAGGACGAGGUGCCAAGCUGGUUCACGCUUGCGAAGGAGGUAAGGACGAAAUACUACUGCUUUGGGACGCACAAUGAGAUGCACCCCGUCAGCGGGGCACACCUCUACAUUCGCUACUGUUCUCGGGACUACGGCAUGAGCCGAGAGCAAUCGAUGGAGCGCUGGUCGGAGCUGUCGGAUCUGCAGAAGGCGGCACUUAACUUUUGUUUCUAUGCCCCCAUCUCUGCGCCACGUCGCUCCAGCACGGCGUUCCGUCGCUUUUACUACAAGCAAUGCCAUCGCCACGGUCUUGUGAUGACGGGGAAGGCCUGCAGCAACCACGCCUUCCUCAAACGCGUGCGCAGGAUAUGGAUGAGCAUGAGUGCGGACGAGCGUGCACAGUACGAGGAGACGGAGUCGUUCUCCUCUGUCUUCCCACUGCAACCGUCGUCGUCUUUGGCGUCCACUGUGAAAGGAGGCAAGGCUGCCGCCACACCAAGUACGCUUGAGCCACCUCCUGCCGCCCCCUCAGCCAGCACUACGGUAGUAGCAGCGCAAGCGCGGCGGGGGGUGCGGACGCCUGUUACUAUCAGCGCAAUGCGCCGUGCAGAGGAGGAGAACAUGGGUGAGGAAGAGGACGACAUGUUUUACUUUAACGACGAGAUUAUAAGCGACGAUGUACCUCAACAGGAGACGCAAAAGUAUGCGGCAAAGCCGCUUUCACACACAAAGUUGCCAGCACUAAAGGAGAAACAUGUUGUUUUUACCAUUUAG